AUGACUAUCAUGUUAAGAUCUAUUAACUCUAACUCUCUAGGAAAGAUAAAUCUUAGUAUCAUCAGGAGGUUUUCUAAUUCCGUUAAUAUAUAUAAUAAGUCAAAAUCGAAUAACGAAUUUCAAUCUGAGAGUGAUCUUUAUUUUGGAAAAUUUACCAAGGAAGAAUACGAUAAUGCAGCUAAUCAGGUUAAAAACCAAAUAAACCGUUUGGAAAAGGAAAUAAAAGGUGAUGUCAAUAUUCGUCAAAAUAUAGGUACAAUGCCAACUCUUCCAGCGAUGGCUAAUAGUGCAAAGAAAAUUAGAAUUGAUGACUUAACAAACCUCUUGUCUGAAACUAUCAAGACUACGGGUCCAAUAUCUUUACUGGCCUUUAUGCGACAAUGCUUAACACAUCCUCAAUUUGGUUACUAUACUACUCGUGACCCGUUGAAUGCUUCAAGUGGAGACUUCAUUACAUCACCGGAAAUUUCUUCCAUGUUCGGGGAAAUGAUAGGUAUAUGGUUGUUCAGUACUUGGUUAAAUCAAAAUAAACCACAAAAGUUGAAUAUUAUAGAAUUUGGUCCUGGAAGAGGGACUCUUAUGUACGAUUGCUUGAAAUCAUUCAAUAAAUUCAAGAAGAAUUUAAUUCAAGAAGAAAAUAUCGAGAUCACCAUGAUAGAAGCUUCCUCCAUUUUGAGAAAAGAGCAGUGGAAGUUAUUGUGUGGAAGCAAUGAAUUUAUCACCAAUAGUGAUGGAUUCAAUAUUUCACGGACUCAAUGGGGCAAUAGAAUAAAAUGGGUUGAUAAUGAAACAGAUAUCACCAAAGAUGAGAACGUUGCAAAUUAUAUCAUAGCCCAUGAAUUCUUUGAUGCUUUACCUAUUAAAAGUUUCCAAAAAACGAAGCAUGGAUGGAGAGAACUUGUGGUUGAGCAUACACCGAGUGUUGAUAAUACUCAACUUUCAUUGCCUGAAGAUGCUUCUUCAAAGUCCACCACAGAGAAUAACGAUCUAUUGAACACGGAAUUUCAUUUAACAUUGUCUCCAAAGGAAACCAGUUCUUCAGUUAUCCCAGACUUAAAUCCAAGGUUCAAACAUUUACCUAUAGACUCAAGAAUUGAAAUUUGUUCAGAUGCUGAAUUAUAUGUUUUGAAGAUGGCUCAACUCUUGAAUAAUGAAAAGGCAAUGGGUUCGGUAUUAAUAAUUGAUUAUGGAAUAAGUGAAGGGAUUCCUGAUAAUACAUUAAGAGGUAUUUAUAAGCACAAGUUUGUUUCACCAUUUAUAAAUCCUGGGGAAGUCGAUUUAUCGGUAGAUGUCGAUUUCACCAACCUUAAGAAUAUAACCGAAAAAAUAUGCAAGAGUUUUGGACCUGUCGAACAAGGUGAUUGGCUACAUGAAUUGGGUAUCGGUUAUAGAACUGAUCAAUUAAUCAAAGCAAACAAUGGAAAUGUGAAUGCUCAAGAGAAGAUCUAUAAUGCUUAUCAAAGAUUAACUGGUAAAGAUGAGAGAAGUAUGGGGAAAGUCUAUAAAUUUCUCUGUUUAACACCUCAUGAAUCGAAAUCACCUGUUGGGUUUGGAGGAUCAUUAUAA
Debaryomyces tyrocola is the source of this 1566-nucleotide messenger RNA. The record is from the annotation of a GenBank genome assembly. NCBI's taxonomy places the organism in Eukaryota, Fungi, Ascomycota, Pichiomycetes, Serinales, Debaryomycetaceae.